AUCAGUUUCAACCAGAACUAAGCAGAACUAACAAGCACACACAGCACAGUUCAAAAAUAAAAACAUAAAAUGGCAGUUAAGAUGAUCAUUUUCGCCGCCUGCGUGGCCACCACACUCGCCCAAUACGCCGCCCCAGCAUACCCAGCGCAUCACGCUGAAGCUGAACACGCAUACGCCCCAACCCCGUACAACUUCGAAUACAGCGUAAACGACCCACACACUUACGACGUGCACAGCCAAUCCGAAUCCAGUGACGGAAACGGUAACGUCAAGGGAACUUACAGCCUUUUGGAAGCCGAUGGUUCCACCCGCGUCGUCGAAUACACCGCCGAUGACCACAGCGGUUUCAACGCUGAAGUCAAGAAAAUCGAAGGACACAGCCAAGGUUAUAAAGCACCGUACAGCACACCUGCCCCAGCCUACAAGCCAGCUUACUCCGCACCCGCAUACUCUGCACCCGCUCACUCUGCACCAGCAUACUCUGCACCAGCUUACUCUGCCCCAGCCUACAAGCCAGCUUACUCUGCACCAGCGUACUCUGCACCAGCUUACUCUGCACCAGCUUACUCAGCACCCGCACACUCUGCACCAGCUUACUCAGCACCCGCACACUCUGCACCAGCUUACUCAGCACCCGCACACUCUGCACAAGCUUACUCAGCACCCGCACACUCUGCACCAGCUUACUCAGCACCUGCACACUCUGCAUCCGCUUACUCCGCUCCGGCCUACAAACCAGCAUACUAAUUUAUUUAGUUGAGCACGCUACUUUCCACCAUUUUUCUUUCACAUUUUUUUCAUGCACCAUUCAUCUAUAGUGUUCACCAAUGUGAAUAACCAUGGUUGCUAAUUUAAACAUUUAAACAUUAUUUCAUUCAUGUGUUAAACAUUUAGUUUGACUAUUGUAUUUAUUGUGUAAAUAAAUGCAUGCAAAUAUGUAUUUAUUGUA
This is a messenger RNA of Acyrthosiphon pisum (pea aphid), 949 nucleotides long. RefSeq names its product cuticular protein 25 (gene cp25). The record is from RefSeq and is marked validated. Lineage: Eukaryota; Metazoa; Arthropoda; Insecta; Hemiptera; Aphididae. Gene Ontology annotation, cellular component: extracellular matrix.